Molecule: messenger RNA, 497 nt
Organism: Caenorhabditis sp. 36 PRJEB53466
Lineage: Eukaryota; Metazoa; Nematoda; Chromadorea; Rhabditida; Rhabditidae
Source: the annotation of a GenBank genome assembly
AUGCGAUUCACCGCCUUUUCUGCCACUUUUCUGGCUGUAACUACACUUUUUCAAGUGUCCGAACAGGGUAAUCUUUUGAAUAUUGUCGUUGAAAUUGUGUGAAACGCUUCCAGCGGUCCGUCCGGUCACCCUUUACAUUCGUUUGUUUGACGUGAAAGGGAAGAGGUCGACGAUUCUGGACGAGGGAUGGAAGUACACGGUCGGAGAGCUCAAAGAGAUGCUCCUCAAGGAGAUCGACGUGUCCGGACACAUUCUGCGGCUGUACUUCGAGGGUGAAUAUGGGGAAAACUCUAUUGCAAUUUCAAUUGAUAUGAUAUGAACCUUCUGAAACCGUAUUCAUUUCAGGCCAAGAACUGUGGAUCCCGGACCGCACUCUUGCGAGCUACCGGGUCCGUGCCGGAGAUACUGUCGAUAUCUAUCUGGAGAACAUUGCCGAACAGCUUGCGAUUCGAUUUGGGAACCAGGACAAGAGUCCCGACGGCCGAUUGGCUCAGUGA